UUCGCCCCGCCCCGCGGAGACGGUGCGCGGCGGCGGGACACCGGAUUGCGCAGUUGCAUCAGGCUGGGGCCGCGAAGGGCGGGUUUCCUGGAGGCGGAGCGAGGAGUGCAGGACUUGUGAAGCUGCCAGGCUUUCUGCAGCCCUGGCUGUCCUAAGUGUUAGUCUCCAGAGUCUGCAGUGAGAGGAGCCGCUGCACCUGCUCAGUCAUGCUCGGUCCGACUGCGGAGCGUCCUUAAGGAAAUGUUAAACACGGCUAAGCUGAGAGCGCCGGGCGUGGCUGUGACAGCCGACUUGCAAGAGUGUCACCCUUGAGAUAAGCGUUUUGAUAAUGUGUGGACCAAGUCCCCAGACAUAGUAAAAGCACCUUAGUCAUUGCUCAAGAGGAUUGACAACAUGAAUCUUGAUGACUCUGUACCAGAACCUGAAAAGAAGGAAUAUUCUCCUGUCUGUGUUGGCAGAGAAGAUGACAUUAAAAAACGUGGAAGAAUGGCUGCUGUUGUCCAUGACAGAGAAGUGGUCAUUUUCUGCCACAAGGGGGAAUAUUAUGCCAUGGACAUUCGCUGUUACCACUCAGGAGGACCUUUACACUUGGGAGAAAUAGAGGAUUUUGAUGGACAACCGUGUAUAGUUUGCCCGUGGCAUAAAUAUAAAAUUACUUUGGCAACAGGAGAAGGACUAUAUCAGUCUAUAAAUCCUAAAGAUCCAUCAGCAAAACCCAAGUGGUGCUCCAAAGGAAUUAAACAAAGGACUCAUGUAGUGACAGUGGACAAUGGCAAUAUUUAUGUGACUCUUUCUACUGAACCUUUUAAGUGUGACUCUGACUUUUAUGCUACUGGAGAUUUCAAAGUAAUUAAGAGUUCUUCCUGAUAAAAAUACAUGGCAGUGAAAAGUAUUGUGCAUGUUUGUAAGUAUUUUUAGAAUAACUUUGCUUCAAUACCAUAGAUGAAUUUUGGCCAACAUAGACACAACUGUUACUUUCAAAAUCAUAUAAAUCUGACAGGUUUAGGAGCUCACAUACUCAGUGUGAUAUAUGUGAGGAUUGUCGUCAGGAUCAGUAGAAUGCAUUUUGUUCAGUUCUCUGGAUUGACUGGAAUCUGAAGGUUAUAGAUUUGAGAUAUUCAAUUUAAGGAUGAAAAUAAUCUGGAGUAAACAAAAUGAAUAGUGCGUAAAAAGUAGGAUUUAGUAGGAAACAUUUUUAUAGACAAAAGUCCCUAUUUGAUAUAACGUAUUUUAUUCUAGAAAAGUUUUAAAGUCAACCAACCAUCAUUCAGCUCCAACAAGUACCAGAUUCUCUCAUUCUUGUUUUAUUUACGCUUCUGUGGGUUUACUAAUUCUCCUAUGUGAUUGUAUUAUUUGUGUGUUUUUAGGUAAAAUUUAAAUACACUAGAAUGCUCAAAUCUUAACUGUACAUUUCCCCAAAAUAUAUAGCAUACUUUUUGUCUUUAAAAAAUGCCUCAAAAACUGAGAUCAAUAAACUUACCAUUGUGCUAGACAUGAAAACUGAAGGAAACUUGUUACAGUUUCUUGAAGUAAGACACACACAGCCACUGCCCCUCCAUGAGAACUAGAAAGUCUCCUAUUUAGUGAGUCAGUGUGCGUUGAAUGCAAAUAAACAAUUUUUUUUUAUUUUUAGAGAACUUUGUGCAUGUGUGUCUAAGUGUUUGUUAUAGAGAGAAGAGAUCCAGGAUUUUGUUCUUCAAAGGUCACAAUCAAGGUUGACAUUUAGUUGUUUUACCCUGAUUUUACCAUGCCAUUUAUUUGUUGCCAGCAGUGUUCCAGUUGCCUGGUGCCUACACCCUACUAAUUGCUAAGUACUUCAGGUAACACCCUAGGUACUGAUCACGUAAAACUCUGCAGCACACAAUAGAAUAUGAGAGUAAGUGGGACCAGAAAGAACCAGGAUUAGUAGAAUUCAGAAUGAGAACAGCUGUUGUUAAGACUGGAACCCAGUCUCAAAGGACAGUAAUCUUUGUGCCAUACGAUUAAACUAAGAGCCCAGCAUUCUAAGGGGCCCACCCAGACUCUUUCCUCUGCUUAUUGUAAAAAUAGUAAAUGAAUAAGUUAUGUAUGGAAAAGGCUUUGCGCACAGAACCCUUUGCUGUAUAUUAUUACAUUUCCUUUUCUGCUGGAACGUGGACAGCAUGAGCGCCACUUGCUACUCAUUCCUCAGACUACUAAUGAGCCAGAUUGAGGCUUUUCAUAAAUGCUGUUAUGGCAGCAGCUGCUCACGGGUGCAGAAGAUGGCCUAGCUCUGGGAUAGGCACAGCCCCGCCUGUUAUGUCAGGUGCUGCUCCUUCAGUGAUCUGUCAGGUCUGAACACGUGUCCAGAACUUAAAGCAUAUGGAAGAAAUCAAAGUACCUCCUCUGGGCAAAAACCAUGGCCUUGGUUUGUGGGGCCAAUUACAGAAGUCUUUUCUCUCAGGAGCCAUUGGCAACAAUGAGUAGUGUGGACUUGAUUUUUUAUGUCAUAACGUGUCCUGUUCAUACACAGAAAUCUUGUCACAUUUGUAAGUAAUAUUUUACUUUAUAAAUGGAUGGCAUCUAUGAAUUGCAAGUACUUCAUAACUUUACAAGUGAGUUAUAAGAGAAGGAAUAAUAGGCAGGCUCAAACUCUGCAGUCUGCAGAUAAAUUU
Molecule: messenger RNA, 2633 nt
Organism: Nycticebus coucang (slow loris)
Lineage: Eukaryota; Metazoa; Chordata; Mammalia; Primates; Lorisidae
Gene: RFESD
Product: Rieske Fe-S domain containing
Exons: 6
Coding region: 394-867 (157 amino acids)
Molecular function (GO): 2 iron, 2 sulfur cluster binding
Source: RefSeq, a predicted model, not a curated record